Messenger RNA from Galendromus occidentalis (western predatory mite), 2399 nucleotides. RefSeq names its product prestin-like. The record is from RefSeq and is a predicted model, not a curated record. NCBI's taxonomy places the organism in Eukaryota, Metazoa, Arthropoda, Arachnida, Mesostigmata, Phytoseiidae. Gene Ontology annotation, cellular component: membrane. Gene Ontology annotation, biological process: transmembrane transport.
CACGACUUAAAGGGCGACCUGAUCGCAGAUCUGCUGGCGGGAAUAACGCUGGCAAUAUUCCACGUACCCCAAGCUUUCGGGUACGCGCUGAUCGUUGGCGUGCCAGCCGUCAACGGGCUAUACACAGCGAUGUUCCCGAUGAUGAUGUAUAUUCUGAUGGGAACAUCGCGGCAAAACUCCAUAGGAGCUUUUGCCGUAGUCUGCAUCAUGACGUCGCAGGUCGUGUUCAAGGCCCGCACGGCCUUGGACCUUCCGGACGACAUGAUCGUCAAUGUGACGGCGGCCACCUCGCUGCUAUCAGGAGUGUACCUGCUCCUGUUUGGGCUUCUGAAACUCGGAGGCCUAAGCGUGUUCCUCAGUGACCAGUUCAUUUCGGGGUUCACCGCCGGCGUAUCGGUCCACAUUGGGACUUCACAGCUCAGUGGGCUCUUCGGCUUCGAAGUUGAACACUACUCCGGAGCUUUCUCGCUGGUGAAGACAUACGUCAACUUCUUCACCCGAGUCCUCCACGAAACCCAUUGGCCGACGCUGGUCUUCGCAGUGAUAGCCGUCGUCAUCAUUCUUGCGGUGAAGAUUAUGGUCGAUCCAUAUCUUCUCCGCAAGAUCCGCAUGCCGUUCCCCAUCGAAAUGUUGAUGGUGAUCUUGUCCAUUGUAGUAUCGAAGCAAUUCGAUCUCAAGGGCAACAACUUCAAGGUCAUCGAAAACAUACCACACAAUUUGCCAGUGCCUACGGUGCCAGUGAUCAGCAGCGCGCUCUUCCAAGCUGUGGUCAUCGACGCUCUGGCAAUCGCUGUGGUAUCGGUCACCAUCGAUAUUUCUUUGGGUAGAAUCUGGGCCAGAGAGAGGGGUUACCAGAUAAGUGCGAAUCAGGAACUCUUCGCCGUCGGAGCCUGCAACGUAUUCGGUGCGUUCUUCGGCUGCUUCCCGGUCGGGGCUUCGGUUCCCAGGAGCUCGUUGCAGUUCCUGGCAGGGGGCCGCACUCAGCUCGUGAGUUUUUUCAACGUUGUGCUGAUUGCGAUCACCAUCGUUGCCCUCGGACCCCUCUUCGAGAAGAUCCCAACGGUCAUCCUCUCCUCGAUCAUCGUAGUUUCUCUAAAGAAGAUCUUCAUGCAAGUUCGCGACUUCACGAACUUCUGGGCCAUUUCAAAAAUCGACGGGCAUGUUUGGCUGGUCACUUUCUUCGCGACCGUGAUCUUGAAUGUCCAGUUGGGGCUGAUAUGCGGAGUGAUUUUCUCUCUGCUAACGCUCGUCUUCAAGAUCCAAAUGCCCAAGACGUACUUGUUGGGAAUGAUUCCUGACACCGAUUUCUACGUGCCCAUCAAGCUGUACGUGCAGGCGAUCGAGAUUCCUGGGGUGAAGAUCUUCCAUUUUGGAGGACCGCUGCACUUCGGGAAUGCGGAAUUCUUCCGAACUGAGCUCGGACGCCGCACGAACAUCGGUGGCCACCAGUACGCGAACCCAAUAGCUGAGGAUAUGAAACACAACGAUAGUGCCGAUGUGGUCUGGCGGCCAGCUCAGCAAGUCAAGGCGAAAACAAUAAUUCUCGACUUCAGUCGCAUCACUUUCGUGGACGGAACUUCAGCCCAGGUGCUGAAAGAAGUCGUUGAGUCGUAUCAUAAGUUAGGUCUCACCAUCUGCGUAGCGGGUUGCAGCUCAGCCGUGUACUCUCUUUUGCGGAAAGCCGGAGUUUCUGAGAUUGUCCUAGAGCCAUUGUUUUUCCCAACGAUCCACGAUGCCGUCAUGUCGGUCACGCGGAACCCAACGACUGUUGUGCAUAUCCAUGCGGUCGAGUGACUUCGGAUUCGAUCCGAAUCCGAGAACCCAAGGAGCGCUUUCUCGAAACUCAAUUGACCCAAGUUGAUCUCACUCAGAGCUUGCUCCACUCGAUCGAAGUCUCGAUGGAAAUCCCUUCCGGCCCAGAGUUCGGCAGGAUUGCUCACGAUUCUGUCGAGUCAAUGUGUUAUUUACAAAAAGUUUUUAUUCUCUAGUAAGUUUUUCUCAAAUCUCCUCUCGUGGCAUUGAGAAGCACCGCUACGUAGGUUCCGAGGCGGCGAGCACGUGAGGUGAGCUCGAUCAGAUCUUUCGAGUCUGGUCGUUCGGCUGACCACGCGACGCCAGACAUAUGUUACUAUUUUAUACAUUUCGAUGGCUCUGAAGAUUCCGACCGAAAGGAGACCUAGUCGUAGAACUUCCGAUUGAGAAGCAUCAUUUUGUUGAUCACAAGUUACUGAAUCACAUCUUCCUUCGCGAUUGCCAAACCUGAAAAAGCAUCCGCCAGACUCACUCGCCGACAUCGACAGAGAGCGACCCUCUGAACCCAGAGUAGGCGUGAAGCCGACUGAAUCUCGACCCAUCGAACGAUCACCUGCGGAGACUUUUAGACCAAUAAAUUGUCGUAU